Molecule: messenger RNA, 1145 nt
Organism: Clarias gariepinus (North African catfish)
Lineage: Eukaryota; Metazoa; Chordata; Actinopteri; Siluriformes; Clariidae
Product: microfibril-associated glycoprotein 4-like
Exons: 5
Coding region: 113-868 (251 amino acids)
Biological process (GO): elastic fiber assembly
Source: RefSeq, a predicted model, not a curated record
AAGGAACAGAUAUUAAAGCUGUUUAAAUUGAUGGUUUAGGUUUAGAAGCUGAACCUCUGCUUUAGAAUCCAGCUGUGUUUUGGAACAACUGGAGAAGACUAAAUUAAGAAACAUGAUGUUCUCAGUGUGUUCAGCAGUCUGGACUCUCCUGCUCCCCCUGCUGGUUCGGUGUACCCCAAUGUCUACAGAACUGUUUCCAACAGAUUGCUCUGAUGUCUACACUAACGGACAAACGCUCAGUGGAGUGUACACAAUCUACCCUACAGCAGACACACCGGUCCAGGUGUACUGUGACAUGGGGUGUCGGGAAAGCACAACAGAGGAUGCAAAGUGGACGGUGUUCCAGAGGAGAAUGGACGGCAGUGUGAAUUUCUACAGACCAUGGGAGCACUACAAGAAAGGAUUUGGGAACAAAUAUGGAGAAUACUGGCUGGGUUUGGAGAAUCUCUACCAACUCACACGGAACAGGAAGUAUGAGCUGAGAGUGGACCUUCAGGAUUUUGAGGGAGUUUCAGUUUAUGCUCAGUAUUCAUAUUUCUCUGUCGAAUCUGAAGCUGAGGGCUACAGACUCCACGUUAGCGGCUUUAUCAAUGGAGGCGCAGGAGAUUCUCUUGAAACAAGCAAUGGGCAGAAAUUCUCUACCUUUGACAAAGACCAGGACACUAAUGAGGAGGGAAACUGUGCUAAAUCCUACCUCGGGGCUUUCUGGUACAACAAGUGCCACCAUGCGAACCCUAACGGGAUAUACCUGUGGGGACGUGACGCGACACACUUUGCCAUUGGUAAUGUGUGGUAUCAUUGGAAAGCCUAUGAUUAUGGUUUAAAGUUCAUCACUAUGAAGAUCAGACCUGUGCCUGCAGCACAAUGAUGCGUUUCUGUUAAUAACAUCUGUGUUGUUGUUGGAAGUGGUGAUGGUUUCUUUCAUUCUCUCUCUCAGUUUGUGUGUCUUGUACAAUUGUAGGCCCAUUUGACACAGUGAUAUUUGUUGAAUACUGUCUUCCCAUGUUCUCAUAUCAUUACUGUAUUUUUUUCUACCAUAUUAUUUUGCAGAAGUUCAUAAAUAUGUGCAUUUCUCUACCUAUUGGUGCUCAUGUCUUUCUUAAUAUUGUAAGAAAAUAAAUGUAUAAUAUACAGAUUCCAACAUA